UCCCCCCGCCCAGUGCCGGAGCCGCCCCCGGUUCCCGCUGUUCUUGUACCAGUCGGGCCCGCCGCUGUUCCCGGSUGCGCUGAACAGAGCGGGGCUCCCCAGGCCGGACUGCGCAGCACUAUGUGGCUACAGGCGCUGCUCUUCUUCUCCCCCCUUCUCCUCCUCCUACUCCUUCUCCUCCCGCUCCUCUCCUUCCUGCUCCCGUGGUUCGGGGGCAGCCGCAACCCCUUCGCCACCGACACCCGGCGCCCGCCCGGCCCGCUCGUCACCGACAAGGCUGUGCGCAGGAGCGUCGUCAAGACAGUGUUCUCGCCAGAGAAGGUGCCUCAGGGGCUCGAUGCCAUCGUGGUGGGCAGUGGCGUGGGCGGCCUGGCGGCUGCGGCGAUGCUGGCCAAGGCCGGCUGGCGUGUGCUGGUGCUGGAGCAACACGGCAAACUGGGAGGCUGCUGCCACACCUUCACCGAGAAGGGCUUUGAGUUUGACACUGGGAUCCACUACGUGGGGCAGAUGCAGGAGAGGUCCCUGAUGCGGUUCCUGAUGGACCAGCUGACGGAUGGGCAGCUAGAGUGGGCCAAGCUCCCAGACACCUAUGAUGCCGUGGUUUUGGGGGACCCCCAGGCUGGUGGCAAGACCUACUACCUGUAUUCCGGGAAGCGGGAAUAUUACCAGAGGCUGAAGGARCAGUUCCCCGGGGAGGAGGCAGCCAUCGAUGAGUUCCAGCGGUUGGUGAAGAGUGCUGGCCGUGGAGUUACGGUGCUGGGCAUGCUGAAGAUGCUCCCGCGGUUCCUGGUCAAGCUCCUGGUCCACUCGGGGCUGCUCCCGCGGUUCUGYCCCUUCUCCCGCCUGGCCUCACGCAGCGUCAAGGAGGUGGUGGAUGGGCUGACCACCAACCCUGAGCUCCGGGCUGUCCUCAGCUACAUCUUCCCCACCUACGGUGUGAUCCCCUCCAAGGCCAGCUUCUCCAUGCACAGCAUCCUGGUGGACCACUUCCUCCACGGUGCGUGGUACCCCAAAGGCGGGUCUGGGGAAAUCGUCUUCCACACCAUUUCCACGAUCCGGAAGGCUGGAGGCAACGUGUUUGGGAAGGCACCGGUGCAGAGGAUCCUGCUGGACCCCCAGGGCAAAGCUUGUGGUGUGAGUGUCAAAAAAGGCCAGGAUUUGGUGGACAUCUUYGCUCCUGUGAUCAUUUCGGACGCUGGGAUCUUCAACACCUACGAGAGGCUGCUGCCRGCGGAGGCGCGGGCUCUGCCGGAGAUCCAGUCCCAGCUCAGCAUGGUGACCCACGGCGAGGCGGGUUUCACUGUCUUUGUUGGCCUCAAUGGCUCGAGGGAAGAGUUGGGACUGCAGCCCAUCAACUACUUCAUGUACCCAGAGAGUGACCUGGAUGGAAUAAUGCAGCGCUACGCGGCUUUGCCCAGAGAAGAAGCUGCCAACAACAUCCCUAUCCUGUUUGUCACCUCGCCGUCAUCCAAGGACCCCACCUGGGAAAUGAGGCACCCAGGUAAAUCCACRCUGGCCAUCGUCAGCUUCGCCAGGUACGAGUGGUUUGAGGAGUGGAAGGACCAGCAGGUCCACAAGCGGGGGGAUGACUAUGAGGAUCUGAAGAAGGCUUUUGUGGAUUCCGUCAUGCAGACUGUCAUCAAGCUCUACCCUCGCAUUGAGGGCCGGAUUGAGUACCUCUCUGGUGGGACUCCCAUCACCAACCAGCACUACAUUGCCAGUCCCCGUGGCGAGUUGUACGGCGCUGACCACGGCAUCCCCCGCAUGCAGGCUGAAGUYCUGGCGGCCUUGCGGGCACAGACGCCUGUGCCCAACCUGUACCUGACAGGGCAGGAUCUGUGCCUGGGGGGUUUCAUGGGAGCCCUGCAAGGAGCCAUCAUCUGUGCCAGCGCCGUCCUCAAGCGCAACCUCUUUGUGGAUCUGGUGCGGCUGCAGAAGMGCUUGCAGGCCACCAACUCCAAGAAGGGAGACUGAGAUCAGCCAUCACAGCAGCUUGGACCCCCUGUCUCCACUGCAUCACCCCCACCUCCCUCUCAGCUGUCAUCUCACACCUGUAGCAGAUCCAUCUCUCUCUGAAGCCUGGGGAUUUCAACCCAGGCAGAUGCAGUUCCUGUUCCCAGACAGAUCGUGUUCAACCUCACCCCCACAAAAAAUAAAAAUGCAUCCCCUUCACCAUCA
Molecule: messenger RNA, 2178 nt
Organism: Malurus melanocephalus (red-backed fairy wren)
Lineage: Eukaryota; Metazoa; Chordata; Aves; Passeriformes; Maluridae
Gene: RETSAT
Product: retinol saturase
Exons: 11
Coding region: 121-1974 (617 amino acids)
Source: RefSeq, a predicted model, not a curated record